Molecule: messenger RNA, 1554 nt
Organism: Adineta ricciae
Lineage: Eukaryota; Metazoa; Rotifera; Eurotatoria; Adinetida; Adinetidae
Source: the annotation of a GenBank genome assembly
AUGCCCCAUUUGAUGUAUCGAAUUAUUCUAGAAGGUCAUAGCGGUGUUAAUCAAUUAGGUGGAGUUUUUGUCAACGGACGGCCAUUACCAGAAACUAUUCGACAUCGAAUCGUUGAACUGGCUCGACAAGGCGCAAGACCGUGCGAAAUUUCACGGAAGUUACAAGUAUCAAACGGUUGUGUAUCUAAAAUCCUGGGUCGAUUCUACGAAACCGGCUCGGUUAAACCGAGAGCAAUUGGUGGCUCGAAGCCACGCGUAGCUACACCAGAUGUUGUAGCUAAAAUUGCAGAAAUCAAAGCUGAAAAUCCGUCGAUAUUUGCUUGGGAAAUUCGCGAACGUCUUCUAAAUGACGGUGUCUGCACACAAGACAAUCUCCCGAGUGUGUCUUCGAUUAAUCGAGUUCUACGCAAUCUAUCUUCCUCAUCAUCUCUAAAAUCAACCACUGAUUAUCAUCAAUAUCAAACAGGAGAAUUACAUUAUGACGGUUCAUCGUGUAAUCUAUUGAAUCCACCACCGAUCUGGACCGUUCUGGGAGGUACCAAUCCUGCGGCGAAUGUAUCUCACACAUGGCAUCAUCAUCAUCAUCACCAUCCUCAUCAACAACCAAUGACAACAGCAUCAACUACUACUACUACCACCACAAACGGGCAGAAUCUAAAUCUAAAAAAUGGACAUAAUUCCAUGACAAUAAAAUAUGAACCAUCGAAUGAUGAUGAGGAGAGCAUAAAUAAUGAUGAAGAAGAUGAACAUAGUACAAGUAGUGAUCCAGAUUCGAAAUUAUCGUCACGACAAAAGACUCAACGGAAUCGAACAGCUUUUACUCAAGAACAAAUUGCUGCACUGGAAAAAGAAUUCGAACACACACAUUAUCCGGAUGUCUACGUUCGUGAACGUUUAGCUAAGCAUAUUAGUCUACAAGAGAAUCGUAUUCAGGUUUGGUUUUCUAAUCGACGAGCUAAGUGGCGGCGUGAAGAGAAAGCACGGAAUCAAAGGCGUACACAUACAGCUUGCGAAUCGUCAACAGGAACAACGCCGGCGAGUAGUACAUCACGAAUUCCUACUGUUUCCCCUCCUCCUACAUCUCUAUCACAACCAACUGGAGCAUCAACGCUGUCAUCAUUGCCGCAUCCAACAACAUCUCCAUCGUCCAUGCCAGCUCCCCUUCCAGGUUAUAUCAUUGAAUCUGAUACUUCACAGCCACCUCCGAUCGGAUGUUAUUUUUCAAAUGGUACAAACGACAAUCGACAAACAAUGAUGAACAAAGGUUUUUCACCUUACUCAGUCAAUCCAUCGCAUAAUUACUCAUGUACAUCAUCUGGAUAUCCCUAUCCGUUAUCAUCGGUCAACUGCUAUGAUGAUGUUUCGUUUCCACCAUCGACAUAUACGCGACCGCCAUCUUAUCACUCGCAUCACAAUCCCGAUUAUCCGACAUUUUCAUCUAAUGUCAUGUGUCAAUCAUCAAAUUUUUUACAUCCAACAAUGCCCUUACAAUCGAAUCAUCUCUCAUCAACAUCGAGUUCAACUGGAAGCAAUACAUUUUGGGAUCGAUUUUAA